CCGGCCACACAACUGAAAAAAAAAACUCAAAGCUGCAUUCAAGAUAAAAACAAUUCGUUGCAAAUUGUUGCAUUUCAUUAACAUUGCUGUCGCCAUAUUACCUUUCCGACAACUAUUUUAUUAUAAGUUCUGGAAUAGCUUUUAUUAACACAUGUAUCUGAAAUUGUCUCGUUGUUUAAAUAAUAUUCGCCAACAAGUAAAGAGCAGUCUUGAAUGCGACUUGGAGAGUGACUGUUUACAUCACGAUGGUGACAGUAGUGGAGCUGCUGAGUCUCCUGCUGGUGUCAGUGCUGUGGGGCUGCACCAAUCCUCUCCUGAAGAGAGGCACAGAAGGGAUAGAACAUGUGGCAAAGACCAACAGGGUCUCCCAGAUCCUGGCCGAGGUCAAGUUUCUUUUCCUCAACCUCAAGUACCUGGUGCCAUUCCUCCUAAACCAGAGCGGCUCUUUGGUCUACUAUUACACACUGUCGACCACAGAGUUGUCCCUCGCUGUUCCUGUGGCCAACUCUCUCACCUUCCUUUGCACUCUGCUCACUGGCAAGUUACUGGGUGAAGAGUUCGGAGGCAAACAGGCCAUCGUGGGGAUGUUCCUCACCAUGGCCGGCAUCACUCUCUGCGUUAUAAGCUCCAUUCACGACAAAGACCCAGAGAAACCAAACACCGUGUGACGCAGCCUGCGCGCAAACGGAGAUCGAGAUUAAAGCAGAUUCCAUUUAGCAGCGAAGGAAGCGACGCAUGCCGGGGCAGAGGGGAACCAGGACUGAAGAGGGGGGCAAUUUAGAUUCAGGCUCGACCUCCUCAGAGCAACGUGGGAGGAUCGUGCUUAAAUAAUCUCCGCUUGAGAUUCAAAAGACCUGGUCUGAAACUCUUACCACCAAGUUAAAGAGGAGGAGGAGGGUUCACGUAGGGUUCACCCCAGACCCAGACUAGAUUUAUGGUGCGCCCAUAGAAGCCGUCGCUUGUUAACUUUAAGCGUUCCGCGGGCCCCGCCGUGUGACUGGCAUCUGCGCGGGUGGUACGGACACCACAUGCAAAUAAGACGGGGGUUUGAAACGAAACCAGUCGGAUGUCGCCUUCUUGUUUAAGGGGGACAUUUUCCAAUGGCUGCCCUCUGUAGCAUGUGUUUGGAGGAGCAGUGUGCAGGUGGAGGAAAAGCAAAUAUACCAUGGUAUUCUUUGUUAACAUGCCUGAAAAAGACCUACGGAAACACAUAGUGAUAUAUAUAUAUAUGUUUUUAUCGUCACAGUAUUUAAUUGAUACAAGACUGUGUAGAAGACUUUUCCACCGUCAUAGCUAAUAUUAAUAAAGUGUUGGCAACAUCACUCUUCGUCCAUCACAAACAACUAGGCCUAACUUUUUCCGUAACAUAACACAUUGAACAUUUACACACAGUAUGAUCACGAUAUCAUAAAGAGCUGUGCGAAACGCUUUGAGUGUCUGGUCGAGUCACAUGAGUUUCAGGUGUGCACCGCCCACAGAUGUUCCCAAUAAAAACCUAAACCAUGA
This is a messenger RNA of Mugil cephalus (flathead mullet), 1506 nucleotides long. RefSeq names its product transmembrane protein 234 (gene tmem234). The record is from RefSeq and is a predicted model, not a curated record. Lineage: Eukaryota; Metazoa; Chordata; Actinopteri; Mugiliformes; Mugilidae. The transcript is spliced from 5 exons. Bases 246 to 668 code for a protein of 140 amino acids.